CCAGAGGCCAAUUAAGCUCGUCGUGUAGCCAGCGCCAAAACAGAGGCAGUGGGCAAGCACCGCCUACAGAGCCAGACCUGGGCGGCGCACCACUUGCAGAGCGAGCAACGCGAGAGAGGCUGCCCAAAGAGCUGCCCCAAAGCGAUCUCAGAGAACAGAGAAACAACAAUGGCCAACUACGGCCGCCUCGGCCCCGCCGGCGCGCUGCGCUACUGUCGGAGCGUCUCGAUCGACUUUGAAGAGGAACCCAGUACGCAAGAAACGGAACAGCGGGAGCAGGCGCUAUUACAAAAACUAGGGUUCUACGACGACAGGAUCGAAGCGAAGAUGCGGUCGGACACGGAGUUCCACCGCAUCGUGGGCGCGCAAACGAAGACGAACGGACCGAGAAAUAUGACGCGCGAGUCGUUUUUGAUGGCCGCGCGGCAACUCUGGGGCCUCGACCACGUGCAAGCCGCGGCGGCGUUCGCUUCGGCGGAUCUGACGGGCGAGGACACGCUGAACAAGCGCGAGUAUCUGUUGCUGCGGGAGGCCUUUCAUCAUCGUGACGCGAGGCCGUGCCCGGAGUUGGAUCGCAUGCGCGGGGCGGCUCUAUGGCACAAAUACGACCGAAGGGGCCCCAAGGGCUUGACGAGGGAGGACUACCGGGACUUUGUCGCGGAUCUGUGUGCGGGCGACACGCACGUCGACCAUGUCAUGCGAGUACUGGAACAGCAUCGAGAAUCCAAGAAUAGACCUAGAUUAAUACCAGAUGCGAUGUGCGGCGAGCAGGGGCUGUCCGAGGAAGAUUUCCUGAGCGAUUUACUCGAUCAGGACCUGCUGGGGCCGCGAGGGUUAGAAAAAAGAGAUCUACUGAUGGGCUUUUCCGGGGAUUCGCCGCAACGGCGACGACGCCAUCGAUGGCGGGCGUCCGACGCGCGGGCGGAGGCCGACGGCGGGCAGGCCAAUCGCCCGGGAUUGCGCGUGGCUCUCGAGGCCUACGACCAGGUCGCGGUCACGCGCGCCACGGAGGCCCAGGUCGCGUCCACUUCGGAAUCCUGCGAGGGCGUGUCGCGGAAGGCGGUCACGCGGCCGGUGCACCCGGAAGCCGUGAACGCCGAUCUGGAGUUAGCGGCACCGUUGGCCUGCGAGUUUGAUUGGCGGGGGCCGGGUGCCGCGCAGCGCGACUCGGAAUUAUUUGAUGUGGCCAUGGGUUGUGUGGAUAGGGCCGGGGCUAUGGCUCGCAGCUGCCUCAACGCGCCGGAAGAUGAAUUAGAUAGGACGUGGCUGUGUGACCCGCCGGACGCCGCUCUAGCUUUGUUGUUAGAUGCCACAGAUCCAUCUGUCCUCGCACGAAGAGUAGUGGAGCUCGCGCAGGCGUGCAAGCGCAUCGCGGCGGCGCAGCCGCCCUUGGUACGCGCGAGGUUGCCCUGCAAGAUCUUCGGGGACACGCACGGGCAGCUGCGGGACGUGCUGCUCCUGUUCGCGUCCUUUGGGGCGCCCACCCACAAGAACGCGGGCGACGUCGAGUUGUGCUCGUAUGUCUUCAACGGCGACUUCAUCGAUCGCGGCGAGCACCAGGUCGCUUUGGUGGCGUUGCUGUUCGCGCUCAAAGCACUCUACCCGCAGCGCAUUUAUCUGGUCAGGGGCAACCACGAAUUUCGAAGUACGUCGGAGCGCAUGGGCGCUACUUCAUUUAAAGCGGCGUGUAGCCGGGCCUUCCCGCCGAACGACGCACAUGAAGUGUACGAGGCGUGCUUCGGGGUCUUCGAGUGGUUGCCUUUGGCUGCUUUAGUCGGUGACCGCAUAUUAGUGGUCCACGGGGGCGUCGGCGACGGGAGCUGGCGGCUCGAGGACCUGGCCGCGGGCGUGCCGCGACCGUUAUCUGAUCUGAGGGUGGCGCCGGCCUGGGUCGUGCAGGCGCUGUGGAGCGACCCCUCAGACUCCGACGCGGACAUGCGGCGGGGCGUGCACAUGUCGCCGCGCGGGGGGAUUAGUGUUGAGUUCGGGCCCGACGUGACUGAUAGAUUCUGUGAGGGCAACGGCAUCGACCUCGUCGUGCGAUCGCAUCAGUACGUUAGAAGAGGGUACAAGUACAUGCAUGCUGGCCGCUUGGUGACGUUGUUUAGCGCUAGGAACUACUUUGGACGGGAAGAAAACGAUGCAGCCUUACUGCUCGUCGCGCGAGACGGCUACGGCCAGAUCCGCGUGCGACCGAAGCGGCUGCCCGCAUACGUCUCUGGAGCCCACCCGUCUCUUGGAGCGCCUAGUACGUCGCAGCGGCGGCGGCGGUCGAGGUCUGGGUCGCCGAAGCGGCGGCGCUCGCGGAGUUCCUCGCCGUACACGAGCGACGACGAGCCAGACGACGUGGCGACGACGGCGGGCGCGCUGGACGCAGCCUUCGCGGAGACGCCGCCGCCGCCGCCGCCGAAGGCCCACUUCUCGCCCUCCCCGAAGGUCCAUUCUUCUCUGGGUUUAUGAGGAC
This is a messenger RNA of Pelagomonas calceolata, 2464 nucleotides long. NCBI's taxonomy places the organism in Eukaryota, Pelagophyceae, Pelagomonadales, Pelagomonadaceae. The record is from the annotation of a GenBank genome assembly.